Sorghum bicolor (sorghum) is the source of this 1069-nucleotide messenger RNA. Its product is annotated as protein GLUTAMINE DUMPER 5. Lineage: Eukaryota; Viridiplantae; Streptophyta; Magnoliopsida; Poales; Poaceae. The record is from RefSeq and is a predicted model, not a curated record. Bases 267 to 851 code for a protein of 194 amino acids. The transcript has a single exon. Gene Ontology annotation, biological process: regulation of amino acid export.
GUCCUUUUUUUUGUGUUACCCUCUUGGCAUCAACUUUACAAGCAUUUUCACAAGCCUGUGUGUAUUGUCCAGGACUCCAGGCUGUAUAAAUACAUCCCUUCCCUCUCACCAUUUCCGCACCACCUCCAAGAACAAAUCAUUCGUGUGAUCUCUCGUCCCUCUCAUUCAUAACAGACAGCAAGAGAAGAACACCAGCCCAUCCCGGCGCGAGGUGGGUGGUGCAAGACUGCAAGUGAGCUAGGCAGCUAGCAGCUCUACCGCCCGCCAUGAGGCCAGGAGCAGAGUUCCCGACCACGAGCCAUGGCGCGCCCAUGGCAGCUGCAGGGGCGAACGCGAACGCGACGGCGCCUCACUCCCCGUGGCAGUCGCCGGUGCCGUACCUGUUCGGCGGGCUGGCGGCGAUUCUUGGGCUCAUAACCUUCGCGCUGCUCAUCCUGGCCUGCUCCUACUGGAAGCUGUCGGGGUACCUCGACGCCGACCGCGACCGGCGGGCCGGGUCGUCGGGGGAAAGUGGCGCCGCCGACGGGGAGAAGGGUUCGGCGGCCGGCGCGGCCAGGCCGGCGGUGGGGUUCCAGGAGCACGUGGUGGUCAUCAUGGCCGGCGAGGAGAGGCCGACCUUCCUGGCCACACCGGCGGCCAGCCGAGCCGUCGUGGAGCUCGGAGCCGUGCCAGCCGCGCCGGGCCGCUCCGGCUCUGGCAACGACGAGGAGAAGAAGGCGCACGUGGACGACGGCGACUGUGAGCAGGAAGGACCCCGGCUCGGCGCCGACGCCGGCGCCGGCGCCGGUGCUGUGAGCCGGAGCAGUGAAAGCAGCACAAGCAGCAGCAGCGCGACGGCGCUGGCUGAGUGAUCGCUCGUUUUCCCCUGUCCCAUUUGCUCCUCUUGCUGGAGUGGUGUGCUAGAUUUAGCUCUAGCUGUAGAUUCUUGACGUGAUUGGUUGAGACUGGGGGUGAAAUUAAUGGAAAAAAAGAAACUUGAAUGCUAGUUUUUGCAAACUGUGCUAGUUGCUGAAAUCUGCAAUCUGUUUAUGGAAAAAAGAAGAUCGCAGCAACUUUCUGCUUCAAAUUC